AAACUCCCACCCAACCUCUGACACAAGUGGCAUGAACUUGGAGCCGGGCGAGUGCGGGAUGAACUCAGUGAGCUGUGGCAACGGGAAACUCCGCCAGUGGCUGAUCGACCAGAUAGACAGUGGCAAGUACCCCGGGCUGGUGUGGGAGAACGAUGAGAAGAGCAUCUUCCGCAUCCCCUGGAAGCAUGCUGGCAAACAGGACUACAACCGUGAGGAGGAUGCUGCCCUCUUUAAGGCUUGGGCUCUUUUUAAAGGAAAGUUCAGAGAGGGCAUUGAUAAACCAGAUCCCCCUACCUGGAAGACAAGAUUAAGGUGUGCUUUGAACAAGAGCAACGACUUUGAAGAAUUGGUGGAGAGAAGCCAGCUGGACAUCUCAGAUCCCUAUAAAGUGUACAGAAUAGUGCCAGAAGGAGCUAAAAAAGGUGCAAAGCAGAUCAGUAUGGAGGAGCAGCCAUUAAUGAUGAACCAUCCCUUUCCAAUAACGUCUCCUUACACUGCACUACCAUCCCAGGUACCGAACUACAUGGUACCCCAUGAACGGAACUGGAGGGAGUUUGCCCCGGAGCAGCCGCAUCCCGACAUUCCCUACCAGUGCGCUAGCGUCCCUUUCCCAGCUCGCAGUCAUCACUGGCAAGGGCCCGGCUGUGAAAAUGGUUGUCAGGUGACAGGAACCUUUUAUGCUUGUGCUCCUCCUGAGUCCCAGACUCCUGGCAUCCCGAUUGAGCCAAGCAUAAGGUCUGGUGAAGCCCUCGCCCUGUCAGACUGCCGACUCCACAUCUGCUUAUAUUACCGUGAAAUACUGGUAAAGGAGGUGACAACUUCUAGUCCUGAAGGUUGUAGGAUAUCCCAUGGCCAAAGUUAUGAGGUCAGCAGCCUGGACCAAGUUAUCUUCCCUUAUCCAGAGGAUAAUGGCCAGAGGAAGAAUAUAGAAAAACUACUGAACCACCUGGAACGAGGAGUAAUACUGUGGAUGGCACCUGAUGGCCUCUACGCUAAGAGACUUUGCCAAAGCAGGAUCUACUGGGAUGGGCCUCUGGCACUCUGCAGUGACCGACCCAACAAGCUGGAGCGGGACCAAACAUGCAAGCUCUUUGAUACUCAGCAGUUUUUAGCAGAGCUACAAGCCUUUGCUCACCAUGGACGUCCACUGCCGAGAUACCAGGUUGCUCUUUGCUUUGGGGAGGAAUUUCCAGAUCCACAGAGGCAGAGGAAACUAAUUACAGCCCAUGUUGAACCAAUGUUUGCCAGGCAGCUGUAUUACUUUGCUCAACAAAACAGUGGACAUCUGCUGAGAGGCUAUGAUUUACCAGAACUUGUGACUAGUCCAGAGGAUUAUCACAGAUCUAUUCGUCAUUCCUCUAUUCAAGAAUAAGAUCCUCAGAAAGAGUGUCUUUAAAGGCACUGUAAAGAUUGUGCAGAGUGGAGGAGCAGAUCUGGGUCACGAUUUGGAGAUCCACAUCACAGCUGGAUAUGUUCAGGGGUUCAGUGAUAGGAAAGUGAACUAGGACAACUAUAUUGUACAAUAAAAAUGACGUGUCUUCGACAUUUGGAUGCUCUGUCUCACAUAGAGUUCCACUGUUGCUGAGAAUAAUUCAAAACUGACAAAAUGAUUGCUGUUUACGUUUGCUUAAUGUUCUUCUUGGAUUUUGUGGAUUGAUACUUACCGAAGACAUCAAUCCAGAGUUUACACUGUUACCUUUGCAGGGCUAUUUAUUUUGGAUUACUGAUCUCAGGGAAAGUACAUAAAUUUGUGGUGUUCCCAAUUUGAAACUGUAGCUACUGUAGAUGGGUAGUAAAUGUAGAUGUUUAUUGAGAACAGCUAAUACAUGUUAGUGGUUAUAAAUUUAGAUUCGUAAGUGUGAUGUCUAUAUUCUUGUAUAGAAUAUUUCAGUGUAUUUUUUGAAAACAAUGCAAUUCUUCAGAGACAUAUUUUUUUAAUGCCUGACUGACAUUUGUCCUGACAAUGAAUUUUUUUGUUGCCAUUGUUUUUCUUGGAUUGGCCUCCAUGAUAACAAUUUCUGAGGUGAUGCAUUUAUGGUACUGUGUUAAGAAAAGUGACCGUUCAACUCAUAUUACCUGUGAAUUUAGUGGAUUAACCACUAAAAUUCUAGAGUCCCAAAGAGCAGG
This is a messenger RNA of Manacus vitellinus (golden-collared manakin), 2127 nucleotides long. RefSeq names its product interferon regulatory factor 4 (gene IRF4). The coding region runs from base 32 to 1372 and encodes 446 amino acids. Gene Ontology annotation, biological process: regulation of transcription by RNA polymerase II; immune system process. NCBI's taxonomy places the organism in Eukaryota, Metazoa, Chordata, Aves, Passeriformes, Pipridae. The transcript has 8 exons. The record is from RefSeq and is a predicted model, not a curated record. Gene Ontology annotation, molecular function: protein binding; DNA-binding transcription factor activity, RNA polymerase II-specific; RNA polymerase II cis-regulatory region sequence-specific DNA binding. Gene Ontology annotation, cellular component: nucleus.